AUGUAUGCAACUGCAGCGCCUUGCUGCAAAUUCGCCACGAUUGUACUAGCGGUCGAGCUGAGAUGCGAUCUGUUCGGUGCUGUUGCAUCCAUCAGAUCGAUGGGACCUGUGUGUCUUGGUGCUGAUAGCGCCCGACUUCUCCGUACUUUGUCAGAGCUUCCGGGGCUGAGCCUUGCAUUCAGCCAGUCAGGUACAUUGCAGCACGGGGAAGUGAAAGUACCAUCCGCCAAAGGGGACGAGCAAUGGCAACAGACAGGUCCAAUGAGAGGAACUUUCAUGACGUUCUCACCCGUCAUAGUUGAAGUUGCCCCGAGGAUGAACCACGGUGAGCGGCGACGAAUUUUAACUCACACUUGCCCACAAAACCUCUUAGCACCGACGAAUGGCAAUGCGCGGAAGCCAUCCUAUCCCUGUCGCGCGCGCGAUGGAUGGGGAGAGAUGGAUCGGCAGCCUGCACAUCCUUUCCUGGUUCUGCUUUGGCUGCUCACUCCCACUCGCUCCCACUCGCUCCCAGCCAUGAUCCGUCAGAAGGUGUGUCGAACCCGCGGGAAUGGAUCGUCCUGCCCCAAGCCGUUGACUUCCUUUGUGGUGGAGCUUAAAAUCCGACCAGAGAGGGUAAAGUACGCCAGCCCACCUCCACUACCAGAUUGGGGGGUACCAUCUAGGUGCAUUAUCAGUGGCACUAGUCAGGGUAGCGGGAGGCACGAUGAGAGAAAGGUCGAGCGAAGCAUUCCGAUAUUGAUCCUGACCCCGUCUUGCGGCGAUGGAGGCAAAGCCACGAAUCCGAUGGCUCGAUCGACAGGGCCAUCCAACCUCAGCAGCAUCAUGCCUCUACAUCAUCGGCCAUGGAUCAUCGUCAUACUACUAGCGGUGGAUGAUGAGGAUCAUCGCCAUUCCUCCGAGAGCGACACCUCGGGAUUUGGGUUCCCGCUAAGGAGGGCAGCGGCGAACCAAGGGGCGUGA
Aspergillus vadensis CBS 113365 is the source of this 963-nucleotide messenger RNA. RefSeq lists its product as uncharacterized. NCBI's taxonomy places the organism in Eukaryota, Fungi, Ascomycota, Eurotiomycetes, Eurotiales, Aspergillaceae. The record is from RefSeq and is a predicted model, not a curated record. The coding region runs from base 1 to 963 and encodes 320 amino acids. The transcript has 8 exons.